Molecule: messenger RNA, 7803 nt
Organism: Hippocampus zosterae (dwarf seahorse)
Lineage: Eukaryota; Metazoa; Chordata; Actinopteri; Syngnathiformes; Syngnathidae
Gene: svila
Product: supervillin a
Exons: 41
Coding region: 414-7232 (2272 amino acids)
Biological process (GO): cytoskeleton organization; actin polymerization or depolymerization; actin filament severing
Cellular component (GO): actin cytoskeleton; cytoplasm
Molecular function (GO): phosphatidylinositol-4,5-bisphosphate binding; actin filament binding
Source: RefSeq, a predicted model, not a curated record
CCGCUUUGCUUUGCUUUCCUCCCAUCGAGCCUCUCUCCCCUUCCCCUCAUGUCCAGCACGGGUUUCUUUGGCAACCCACUGGUGUGUAGGAGCCAAGGAUUUGGAAAGCAGGCAGCACUCUCCUCGGACACUCCCAACUUUCCUUGCUUCUCGCUCAUCUUUUUCUUUUUUUUUUUUUUUGUUGCUCCUCUGUGUCUGGAAGGCUGAUUCAAACCUCUCGGCUGCAAUCCGCCUGUGUCACCAGGCCUGGGUUAAUGAGAUUAGCACGUGCAGCACAGCUUGUAGCUUUGCAUGUUGUGGUGGUGGUGGUGGACACCCUCAGUGGGUCGCCAGAGAACUAACCGGGACCUCCUUUCUUAUAUUAGCCAUGCAGCUAGACUCGCGACGCUCUCUCUCUCUCUUUCCGGACUUGAAUGCUACCUGACUUCAUUCUCUCUCUCUCUCUCUCCCUCACGCUGUCCCAAAGCUGCAAAAACUGCUUUCUCGCUGCAUCACAUCUAGUGCAGCUGCAUUUCUUUCCAUUUUCUUGUUUCAAUUCACCCUCUGCUACCAUUUUUUUCCCCCUUUCCUUUGCCAAAAUGUACCGGAACCCGUGGAUUUCCAAUUAUCUGAGCCAUGUCAAGUUUUGCAGUGAAGGACUCGCGAGCGACAGCCCUAUUUCACUUGGCAAUACCAGAUUGCUUCAGAGGAGAGCUCUUGGCUUCCAAAAAGAAUUCUCCUUUGACGAAAAAGGUGAUCCAAUCAAAGUUCCCAAAGAGACAGAUGUUAGUCUCUUGGCUAAUCUCAACAAAGUCUCUGAGUUGAGGAAACGAUUUGAAGGCAUCACCACAAGCGCGAGUGACUGGGAAAUGAACAGAAAAGAGCGCAUCGCUCGGCGAGUGGAAGGCAUUGAGGGUGAGGUGCCCAAUCUGGUGGCCAACCGACUUCUGGAAGAAGAUACCCCACGAUACACAAGAGCUUCUGACCCCUGCGAGCCAUGCGGUGUUACUGUGCAGAGGUACGGGAUGGAAGGGUUUGAAAAUCCAGAUCUGCAGCCGAUGGUUCCCGAGCGACAGUCCAAAACUCAAUGCAGAUCUGAUCCUAAAGCCGCCAUUCGCAACGAUCAUGUCUCCAGUUCAUCCUCAUCCACCAAAGUGGCUCCAGAGCUCGAGUCCAAAGCUGAACGCAUUGCCCGCUACAAGGCGGAGCGGCGUCGGCAGCUAGCCGAGCGCUACGGCAUCUCUUUGGACCAGGAGCCGGACAUGGAGCAUCCAUCCCGGUACACUCGUACUCUGAAAGAGCCUGAAGGUUCCGAGAGGCGCAACACAUCGGCGUUUGUUCCAGAUGCAGAGAGCCAUGUCGCAAUGAAUUCCUACGCCUCCGCCAGUAGCCCCAGGAGAGGGCAAAGUGUGCCCCAACAUGGCCACCCCGAAAGCCACUAUGAAACGAGUCGAAGCAGAGUCGACUCGUUCUCAGAGAGGGAAAGACUGAUGAACUUGGAGAAUCAACGCAGAGCAGCCGCUCCCGAGUCCUCCACUUACAUGGAUGUUACAUCAUUAUCGUCCAGUGCUGCAGUGCCGGCUAAGGACUACACAGCCACGGGCGUACCGCCAAGCUCACCCAAGAUGAGCCCACGGCCUUCUCUUCCCUCCCCUAAACACGGGGUGUCACCCGGAGACCUCUUUAUUGAACAGCAGGCCCAUAACAUACUCAACAGACACGGUACAAGGGCAAAACUGUGCACUGAUUGGUUCCUCAAGACUGACGCUGAUGGCGACACCCACUCCUUAAUCAACUGGCCCUCGAGAAUCCGAGUUAGGGAGAGGCUUGCCAAGGAGGACUGUCGCCAGAGGAGCCCAGAGCUGGGAAGUGUCGCAGAGGCUCCGACAUACCGCCGACAAUUUCAGCACCAGCCGUCCGUGCGAUACAAUACGGAUCCAAUGAUUCCCCAGCAUAACCACUCCUACCCUCACCAUCAUGCACAAUCUCUGCGUUGUCCCUCGGGCCCACCGGCAGCACCGGAUAUUGCUGGUUACCCCGGUUAUCUAUCCAUGACCUCCGGUGCUCCACCCGGAGUGGAGCAGCUCCCAGAUGAAGAAAGUGAGGAGACGGGCGGCAUUAGGACAGAGGGCCUCCUACGUAGUAGGAAGGCAGUACUACCCUCGGAGAUCCGCCGCAGGGAGAGGAGCACAGAGGACCCGCGCAGAGGAAGAGGAGAAGAUGAGAUGAGUACUUCCAAAGCGUUGACUGAGAUUGAAGAUCCUGUAAGAAGAGGUCACAGAGGCAGAGCCAGAUGGGAAACCGUUGAGCCCUCCAGACACAGCAGGCCCCGAGAGCGUGAGAAUCUCAUUUACGUCCACAGAGGCGUGUCUGCAUCUUACGUCCAACCCAAAGCAGAUCCCGGUGAUCAAGAGCAAAGCAAUAGGAGCUUGCAUCACCCCAUGCAGCAUCCUCAAGCGAUCAAGAAAGAUCAUGCCGAGAUUCUCCAGGACAGCCGUGUGUCUGUGGCCCAGCUCAGAAAUUCUUACAUGGAAAGCUCCGCCAAUCCUCAAACGGGCCGCACGGCCGCACUGUCCUGCGUGAGCACCGAGUUGGCUACCAAUGAAGCCGACGAAGAGAAGCUGGACGAACGGGCCAAACUGAGCGUCGCGGCCAAGCGCUCUCUCUUUAGGGAGCUGGAGAAAAAUAUCGGCUCCGGGAAACCCCGCUCGAGGAACGCCGCAGUGGACCGCAGGCUGAGGCGGACACAGGACCGAUCCAGAACUCAGCCAGUCACCACCGAGGAGGUGGUCAUCGCCACCACCGCUCCCCCCCCCCAUGUGCCACAGACUAUGACAGCGCACGCUGCUGUAGCGCGCGUCUCUAGCCCCACCCUCGUUUGCAGCGCCUUCCCUCCAAGCAGCCUGCAGGCGUCGUCGCAUCACCACGCCACCGCCCGGGAGCAGGCGCCAAAGGCUCAACGAACACAAGAGACUCAGAAGUGCAAGGAGGCGGCCUCAAUGGAAGAUCAAGCGCAGGCCAAUGAGGAGCCUGACCUCUGCACGCUCAGCCUGGCGGAGAAGAUGGCGCUGUUUAACCGGCUGGCUCAGCCCCCCACGAGAGUGACACGCACUAGGGGCGACACGCGCCAGCGCCGGAGCAACGCCCGCUAUCGGACGCAACCCAUCACUCUUGGUGACAUGGAGAAGGAGUCUUCAGAUGUUGACUGCCAGGAUGAACAGGAGCGUUAUGAGAAGCCGGUAGAAGUCCACCAACUUCAGAAUGGAACAGGUUCUGGGUUUGAACACCUCCCUGCGUCGUCAUCCUCGGCGCCGAGAGGAGGCACGGUGUCCACCGACAACGCAGGCGACAUCCACUUAACGAGUUUGCCGGUUGAAUCCGCCCCGAGGCCCCGCGACCCCGCGGACCACUACGCUCGGGCUUAUCGAGCGUCGCAGCAUGCGGAGGAAGGAACAGAGCAGGCAGGGGGGAAGAGGGCGCUCCCCUCUCCUGAGGGAGAAGUCAGGCAGGCAGCCCUGCCUCAGCCACACACUGGAAAAGAGCGAAGGGAGGAAGAGGAGGACCAGUGGCUAUCCAGAGGCAGUUUUGAUGAAAACAUGCCGGACUCGAACCACGAUAUGUUGCUGGAGAUGCAGGAACAAAAGGGUCAUCCAAGGAGCAGGACCUUCAGUGGAGCCGAGCUGCCCGAGCUCACUUUUGUGAGAUCCAGAGCAGCGUCCGCUUCAUCGAGGGGCGGCGUACGCCAGCUUGACGUGGUCGAAACGUACUCCGACGACGCGGAACUAACAGCCGGCACGUUGCAAGAGGACAUGUGCGACAUGACGGCCAAACACAUGUCCAUCAAACAGAGGGUGGCUUUGCUAAAGAAGAGCGGCGAGGACGACUGGAGGAACAGGAUCAACAAAAAGCAGGAUGCAGUGAAGCUCGCCGUGGCUGAGCAGCACGCUCACCUGUGGGAGGAGAGCUUCAAGAAGAAGGGCGAUGAGAAACUGAUGAUCGAUGAUCUUGCGGUGUCUGACCAACUAUGGGCCCCCAAAUCGUUCAGAUCAAUGCAGUUGGAUAAGAGGCACCCCUGGAGACGGAAGAAAAUCACCGAGGCCGCAAUGGAGUCGCAGAGGAUUGAGGCUCAGAUGUCCAUCCAGGAGAGGAAAGAGCAGAUCGAAGCUCAAGAGGAGGCGUGGAAGUCGAAAGGCUACGGAGCGGCCAACGAUUCCACCCAGUUCACUGUGGCUGCACGCAUGGCGAAGAAAGGGUUGGUCUCCCCCUCAUCAUUGUCGUCACCUAAACCCAAGAACGGCGGUCCUGCCAUCUCCAAACCGCACGAUGAGAUCAAGGCGGUGCCGGAUCUGAACCUGGAGUCGGACAGGAAACUGGAAAAGCUGGAGUCAUUCCUCGGCAAGAUCAAUAGUAAAGUAGCAUCGCUGCCCGAGGCCACUGUCAUGGUCACAGAGAAGAAGAUCAAAGAAGUCAUGACGCUGGAGGAUGAGACUUUUUCCAAGUUCUAUCGCCAAGCGGAGGACCCGCCAAGCAUCACCAACAAGGUGGAGCUGGCCGAUGACUUUGACGCAAUCUUUGGGCCUCAGGUUCCAACGCUGAUGUCGGACAUGGUGCAGCACAAGCGAGCGGUGCGCCCGACGCGUAACGUACCGGCAUCGAAGAACCCGCUCAAGAUGCUCGCUGCCAGAGAGGACAUCAGACACGAAUACACGGAGCAGCGCCUUAACGUCGGUCUGCUGGAGAGCAGGCGGAUGAAGGCGGAGAAAACCAACAAGAACUCCAAUUUGUCCGAUGUGGCCCUGGCCGGUCUCGCAAGCAAAGAGAACUUCAGCAACGUCAACCUGCGCAGCGUGAACAUCUCUGAGCAGAUGUCCAACAACAGUGCCGUGCCCUAUAAGAAAUUGAUGCUCUUACAGGUCAAAGGCCGCCGGCAUAUCCAGACCAGGCUAGUGGAGCCGAGAGCAUCAUCACUGAACAGCGGCGAUUGUUUCCUCCUCGUCACUCCUCAUCACUGCUUCAUCUGGACCGGAGAGUUUGCCAACGUCAUUGAGAAGAACAAGGCUUCGGAGUUGGGCAACUUCAUCCAAAGCAAGAGAGAUCUGGGUUGUCGUGCCGACUAUGUCCAGGUCAUCGAGGAAGGCGUCGAUAUUCACAGCCACGCUGCCAAGGAGUUUUGGAAGAUCCUGGGAGGCCACGCGAGUUACCAGGCAGCGGGAACGCCGGAUGAAGACGAGCUUUACGAGGGCGCCAUUGUAGAGACAAACUGUAUUUACCGUCUGAUGGACAACAAGCUGGUUCCAGAUGACGAUUUUUGGGCCAAGAUACCCCGAUGUUCCUUACUCAAGCCGAAGGAGGUUCUGGUUUUUGACUUUGGGAGUGAGAUGUACAUUUGGCAUGGGAAGGAAGUGACCCUGGCUCAGAGGAAGGUGGCCUUCCAGCUGGCCAAACACCUGUGGAACGGAACGUUUGACUACACAAAUUGUGACAUCAACCCUCUCGAUCCCGGAGAAUGCAACCCCCUCAUUCCAAAGAAAGGCCUGGGCCGUCCCGACUGGGCAGUGUUUGGCAGACUGACUCAUCACAAUGAAACCACGUUGUUCAAAGAGAAAUUCUUAGACUGGAGCGACUCCAGGAAAAACCCCAGCCCCACUCAAACCAGCAAUGACCAUACGAUGGAUCACAAGGACCAGCAGCCCGCCUCAGAUCAGCCCCGUGCCUACGACGCCGCCCUCAUGAUGCCCCUCCACCGGGCGCCCGUGUGCACCGUCGUGGACGGCUUGAACGUGGGGCGGGGCUACGGGUCGGUGGAGGUGGACGACUGGCGCUGCUACGAGAUCAGCACGCUCGCCGUGGAGGUGUGGCACAUCCUGGAGUUCGACUACAGCCGCCUGCCGCGUCAAAGCAUCGGCCAGUUCCACGAGGGCGAUACCUACGUGGUGAAGUGGAAAUAUAUGGUUAGCACCGCAGUUUGGAAGCGACAGAACCCCGAGCAGCUGAAAACGGCGGGGCCGGGCAAAGAGAAAUGCUGCUACUUCUUCUGGCAGGGUCGCAACUCCACAGUCAGCGAGAAAGGAACGUCGGCGCUCAUGACUGUUGAGCUGGAUGAGGAGCGAGGAGCACAAAUUCAAGUCCAGCAGGGAAAAGAGCCCCCGUGUUUCCUGCAGUGCUUCAAAGGAAGGAUGAUCGUCCAUGCAGGGAAGAGAGAAGAGGAGGAGGAAACCUCACAAAAUGACUGGCGCCUGUACUGCGUGCGUGGAGAAGUGGAGGUGGAGAGCCACCUUGUGGAGGUGGCGUGCCACUGCAGCAGCCUGCGCUCCAGAGUCUCCAUGGUCCUGCUGAGCGUCAGCCAGUCCCUCAUCUACCUCUGGCACGGCUGCAAGUCGCAAGCGCACACACGGGAGGUGGCGCGCACUGCUGCCAGCAGAAUCAAAGACCAUUGUCCUCUGGAAGCAGGCCUCCACAGCAGCAGCAAGGUAACCAUACGAGAAUGUGACGAGGGAGCGGAACCUCAAGGAUUCUGGGAGGCCCUCGGCAGGAGAGACAGGAAGGCGUACGACUGCAUGCUGCAAGAUCCUGGCAGGUUCAACUUCACACCUCGUCUAUACCAGCUGAGCAGCAGUUCGGGGGAAUUUGUAGCGGUGGAGUUUCUCUACCCAGCCAGGGACAGCCAGCAGGUCAACUCGAUGCCUUUCCUGCAAGAGGACCUUUAUUCCGCCUCCCAACCAGCGCUGUUCCUGGUGGAUAACCACCAUGAAGUGUACCUGUGGCAGGGCUGGUGGCCUCAGGAUAGCGAAAGUACCGGCUCGGCCCGAAUCCGUUGGGACUCGGACAGGAAGUGCGCAAUGGAGACUGUGCUGCAGUAUUGCCGAGAAAAGAAUCCCAAAAAAGCCCCGAAGGCGUAUCUGAUCCACGCCGGCCUGGAGCCGCUCACCUUCACCAACAUGUUUCCCAGCUGGGAGCACCGCGAGGACAUCGCCGAGAUCACGGAGCGGGAGGCCGAGGUGUGUAACCAGAUUAUUCUGGUGGAAGAUGUCUUAGCCAGACUAUGUCAGACCGCAUACCCUCUGGAGGAUCUCCUGGCCCGGCCGCUGCCUGAGGGCGUCGACCCCCUGCGCCUGGAAGUCUACCUCUCGGAUGAGGACUUUCAGGGCGUGGGGGCUUGUGCAAAGAAAAGUUUGGAGAUGACGAGGGAGGAGUACGACAGUAUGCCAGCGUGGAAGCAGGUCAACUUGAAGAAAACCAAAGGGCUUUUCUAAAUGCAGCCAGUAGAUGCCGCAGUUAAGUAUAAUGGAUACGUAAACCAGGUCAGGUCAUCAGCGUUUUUGGGCGGGUUGAGAGGGUCAGGAGCUGCCUCUCCUGAGUCGAGCCUCUUUUGUUCUUGGUCUUCCGUGUGUGUUUGUCAACUAAAUUGGUGCGAGUGUGGUUGAGAGGGCUGUUUUUACAGUGUGAAUGCAUGUACAUAUUAUGUAGCAUUUAUAUCUCUUUUUGUCUCAUUUGUUUGAUUCCUUUGGGAAAAUAAUUUAUAUUUAUGUCCAAGUAGGACAAAACUAAGCAUAUUAAAAUUUUACCGAGAUAGAAAACAAUGUGUUUAAUAGUGCUUUUUUUUUUUGGUACCAGUAAUCUUUUGUAAACCAUUUUGCCACGUCAUCAAAAAUAAUGCAACUUGUGUUAUGAUUGUUGUUUAAUUAAUGACUAACAAAAGAUGGUUUGAGAUCAUGUAAUGCAUUUUUUUAAACUACACUGUAGUGCCUUGCUUUUGUGUACAGUUUAUACAGUCUGCUUUAUGAGGACUUUUUUUCUGAUAAGUGAAAUAAAUGUGCAAAUGAA